Molecule: messenger RNA, 1851 nt
Organism: Trichoderma virens Gv29-8
Lineage: Eukaryota; Fungi; Ascomycota; Sordariomycetes; Hypocreales; Hypocreaceae
Exons: 3
Coding region: 1-1851 (616 amino acids)
Cellular component (GO): cytoplasm
Source: RefSeq, a predicted model, not a curated record
AUGGCGUCCUACUCGACCGAUCCGGCGCUGUACAUCUACACGUCUCUGACGGCCGGCUCCUCACACAUUGUCACCGCGACAUCGCGUCUCGAGACGAUUCUGCGAGCCAACCGCGUUCCUUUCAAGGCCAUCGACAUUUCUACCGAUGACAAGGCUCGCAUGCUUUGGGGCCGCCGUGCCGGCAAGGACGAGAACGGCAGGGCGAGGAAGUUUCCUGCGCUGGUGCAAGAGGGGCUUGUUUUAGGGGAUAUUGUCGAAAUCGAAGAGUGGAACGAGUAUGGCGAGCUCAAGCAGCACAUCAAGAUCUACUACGACGAAUUCACCAUUCCCGACAUCAACCACAAGUAUCCCGAGCCGGUCAAGAAGAAGAAGACGGUCAAGAAAUCUGCCGCCGCCGCUGCUGCUGCUGCCGCCAGCGUAGCCGCCGGUGAAGCUGCACCUGCUGCCACUACUGAUGCUGCCGUUCCUCCGCCUCCCCCUGGCCCAGUCCCUGAGCCCAAGGUUGGCGGUGGCCCAACCCCAAGGGCCAGCAUAGAUACUGUGCGAUCCGUACAGUCUGUGCAGUCUGUGCAAUCUAUUGCCGACGAAGCAGCAAAGAAGGCUAAGGAGCUUCGUCUGAACGCUUUGCGAGAAAAGGUGCAUGGAAAGAAGAAGGAGGAGCCAAAGGAGGAGCCAAAGGAGCCAAAGGAGAUGCAGGAAGAGCCCGAGGCCGUCAAAGAGAAGACAGAGGAACCGGCCAAGACCGAGGAAUCGAAAGCAGAAGAGCCAGUCAAGAUCGAGGAAACAAAGGCUGAGGAGCCCAAGGAGCCCGAGCCAGCGGCGGAGAAGGAGAAGGAGGCCGAUAAGGAUCAAGAUAAGAAGGAAGAAGAUGAAGCCAAGCAAGACGAUACCGUGAAGGACAAGGUCGUGGAGAAAGAGGCCGAAGAAGUUAAGCCCGAUGCAAAGGAUGCGCAAGACGAAUCUGAUGAAAAGGUUGGCGGAUCUGAACACGAGGAACAUGAGGAACUUGAAGAAGUCAAGGAGGAGGAGGAGGGAACUGACAAUGACCACGAUAAUGAUAACGACGACGAAGACGAUGUUGAUGAAAAGAAGGAGGCUGAGAAUGAAAAGGAAGAGGAGAAUGAAAAGGCCGAGCGAACCGCAGAGGGAGAAGCCGUCACAUCACAGCCCACCCCUGAGCCUGCCCCAGAGGCCACAGCCAGCUCGGACGAAAAAGCCAAAAAGUCGUCCAGCGCCGAAAAGGGCAAAAAAAAAACUUCUUUUUCUUCUUCUGCUUCUAAAGACGCCAAGCCCGGAGACAAGGACAAGGCGAAGCCUCAAUCCAAAACGUCAACGCUAUCUUCGUCUGCCAGAAAACCUGCGGCGUCUCCAUCCUCGGCCAAGAAGCCAGCCUCCUCUCUAUCAUCCUCCUCGUCCACUAGAAAGCCUUCCGGGACGCAGUCCUCCUCGACGAGGAAGGUCUGCUUCAACAACGAGAACUUCUUCAACGGCGAGAUCGACUUCCACAACAAGAACCCCCUCGACAGCAAGAUCAACUUCAACAACAAGAACUUCCACAGCCAGAUCUACCUCUACAACAAGAACACCGUCAGUCGCAAGAUCCACGUCAACCACAAGAACGCCUUCAGUGGCGAGGUCCACGUCAACAACAAGAACGUCUUCCGUAGCAAGAUCUUCUUCAGUAGCAGCGAGGUCUUCGUCAACGGCGAGAUCCACGUCAACAACAAGAACCAACUCAACAGCAAGAUCCUCUUCAACAACGAGGAAGGUGUCUUCUUCUGCAGCACCAUCUUCGCCUUCAUUAACACGGAAACCUACUACUUCUUCCACUCGGUCCUCGUCUACAACUAG